AAUGGAAGCCGCUGGGAGCAAUCGACGAAACGCGCGGCUGCCCCCAGAGGUCAACCGUGCGGUGUACGUUAGGAACUUGCCCUUCAACAUCAGCAGCGAGGAAAUGUUCGAUAUAUUCGGGAAGUACGGCGCGCUGAGGCAGGUGCGGAUCGGGAACACGAAGGAGACGCGAGGCACCGCGUACGUAGUGUACGAGGACAUCUACGACGCCAAGAACGCCGUCGACCAUCUCUCCGGAUUCAACGUCGCGAACCGGUAUUUGAUUUGUCUGUACUACAACCCGCAGCGGAUGAACAAGAGGCAACAGAACGACCUCGCGAAGAAGCAGCAGGAGAUUAAAGAUUUGCAGGAGCGAUACGGCGUAGACGGGCAGAGUGACAAGUUGUGAAGAAUCAACUACGUAUUCUUCCUCCGUUGAACGAACGCCUUCAAAACCCUCCCUCGUCGAGAACCUUGACGUACGCUCUCGCCUCCGCGAUGUCCGCGAACAGCUCGUGCCUACAGCACAUCGCCCCCGUGAACCGCUCCCGAGGAUUCACGGACAGCAACCCGGUGAUGAACUCGAGCUCGACGUCGUCCAUCACCCCCGCGUAUCUCCCCACCAAGCCGUCCUCCGGGUCGUGCGGCGGGAGCUCGUCGAAGUUCACCCCGGCGUUGUUCGGGUUGACGCUGAACGCCAUCAUCUGCCCGGGGGUGAGCUUGCCUAAACACCGCUGUAUGCGAAUCAGCUGAUCGAUGUCCGAGUCCCCGGGGAAUAUCGGCUCGCCGUCCGUGAGCUCGCACAUGAGACACCCGAUCGCCCACAUGUCGACCCCGGGUCCGUACUUGGUGCGCACGGACUCCCCGGAGUUGUCGUACGGAGGACCCAACAACAGCUCGGGGGCGCGGUACCACCGCGUCGCGACGUAGUCGGUCAACACGCCGUCCUCGCCGUUCCCUUCCACGGAUCUCGCGAACCCGAAGUCGCACAGCUUCACGACGCCGUGGGGGUCGACUAAGACGUUCUCCGGUUUCACGUCUCGGUACACGUAUUUCCC
Messenger RNA from Micromonas pusilla CCMP1545, 1037 nucleotides. RefSeq lists its product as uncharacterized. Gene Ontology annotation, biological process: mRNA splicing, via spliceosome. Gene Ontology annotation, molecular function: RNA binding. The coding region runs from base 2 to 388 and encodes 128 amino acids. Gene Ontology annotation, cellular component: catalytic step 2 spliceosome; precatalytic spliceosome; U2 snRNP. The record is from RefSeq and is a predicted model, not a curated record. The transcript has 2 exons. NCBI's taxonomy places the organism in Eukaryota, Viridiplantae, Chlorophyta, Mamiellophyceae, Mamiellales, Mamiellaceae.